This is a messenger RNA of Rangifer tarandus platyrhynchus (Svalbard reindeer), 315 nucleotides long. NCBI's taxonomy places the organism in Eukaryota, Metazoa, Chordata, Mammalia, Artiodactyla, Cervidae. The record is from the annotation of a GenBank genome assembly.
AUGUUUCCAGUGAUUCAAAGUGUUCAUUACUUCGGGAGCCCUGGGGAUGUGCCUGCCGACAGAAGGCCUGAGGUUUUGUGUCCCUGGGGGCAGACGCUGACUGGCAUUCUGCACUUUUUGCAUGCAUGUUCAGUCAUGUCAAUUCCGUGUGAGCCCGUGGACUCCAGCCCGCCAGGCUCCUCUGUCCAUGGGAUUCUCCAGGCAAGAACACUGGAGUGGGGUGCGUGCCCGUCUCCAGGGAUUCACUGCUAUGCCCGUCUCUUCCCCACCCCUCCCCUGAUGGGACAGCUUGAAGCUAUGAUUGUGUGUCUUUAA